This is a messenger RNA of Amphiprion ocellaris (clown anemonefish), 6559 nucleotides long. It is a transcript of the gene metap1d, whose product is annotated as methionyl aminopeptidase type 1D (mitochondrial). The transcript is spliced from 10 exons. Lineage: Eukaryota; Metazoa; Chordata; Actinopteri; Pomacentridae. Gene Ontology annotation, biological process: proteolysis. Gene Ontology annotation, molecular function: metalloaminopeptidase activity. Bases 29 to 1060 code for a protein of 343 amino acids. The record is from RefSeq and is a predicted model, not a curated record.
CUAAACACGUGACCACUGGUAGUAAUUCAUGGCGGCGCACUGUUCAGCAGGACUUGCGGGGAGAGCAGGACUCAGCAGUUUCCUGCGGAGAGUUUGUUGUGUAGGAAGCUGUAGCCCCCCGACAGGCCUGCUGUGUCAGCAACGUCGACGCUUCUUCUGGAGGAAGUGGAAAAGUUCUCACAAUGUUGUUCGCCCAGCAACUGUUAGACCUGCAUAUGCGGUACCCAAGGACAUUAUGCGGCCGGACUAUGUUGGCGCUGGACUGGUCCCAGAAUGGCCGGACUACAUAGAGAUCAAAAACCAGGAGCAGAUCGAAGGCCUGGCCAGAGCAUGUCAGCUAGCCCGACAUGUACUGCUGCUAGCUGGGCGCAGUCUGAGAGUUGGCAUGACAACAGAUGAAAUAGACUUCAUCGUGCACCAGGAGACAAUAAAGCAGAACGCCUACCCAUCACCUCUCAGAUACGGAGGUUUCCCCAAGUCAGUCUGUACAUCUGUGAACAACGUGGUCUGUCAUGGCAUACCUGACAGUCGGCAACUUGAAGAUGGAGACAUCAUCAACAUUGAUGUCACUGUGUAUUUGGAUGGUUACCAUGGAGACACUUCAGAAACGUACUUGAUUGGUCAGGUAGAUGAGGUUGGGCGGCGACUAGUCGAAACUGCCAGGCGGUGUAGAGACGAGGCCAUCGCCGGCUGCAAACCGGGUGCACAGCUCUGCGUUAUAGGAAACACUAUCAGUGAAAUAGCCCAUGCUAAUGGCUUCCAAGUGUGUCCUUACUUCAUUGGACAUGGAAUAGGCUCCUACUUUCACUGCCAUCCUGAGAUUUGGCAUCACGCUAAUGACAAUGACAUGACCAUGGAUGAAGGGAUGGCUUUCACAAUAGAGCCCAUACUGAUGGAGGGAUCUGUGGAGUUUAGGAUCAUGAAAGACAAGUGGACCGCAGUGUCUGUAGAUGAUAAAAGAUCGGCUCAGUUUGAGCACACGGUGGUCAUCACAGCUGACGGAGUGGAAAUUCUCACCAAACUGCCAGAAGAGGACAAUCUGAAACCUGAAGGAAUGUAGCUGCUGAUUGGUUCAGCACGUCACCUGCCUGAGGGUCUGAACUACUGUUUGUGGUAAUAAAACACUAAGAACUUAGCUGAUGGUUUACCUCAAUGUAAUUUACAGAACUAUGCAGCUUCUACUUGUAAAGUGUUAAAAAGGUCACUUUUAUUUAUUCACCAAGGCUUACUUUCUGUAUCCACACAUAUUAGACACAACAUUAAAGCCGCCUACCUAAUCUCAGCUCUGACCUGUCAGUCCAUGAACACAGGACCUCUGGGGGUGAAUCAGACUUGUUCUGCCGCAUCCCAUGGAUGCUAAUUCAGAUUGGAAACUGAGAGUUUGGAGGCCAAAUCUCAUGUUUUGGCCUCUUUGUUGUGUUCCUGAGACGUUCCUGAGCAGUUUUUGGGGUGUGGAGGGACAGAGUCUCCUGCGAGGGAAGCUGCUGUCAUCAUUUAGUGCUGUGUGCAAUGUUUAGGUUUGUUACAUGUCAGUCAACAUCUGUAUGAAUGCCAGGCAGAACAUUGUAGCAUGUAAUAUGGCUGCGGGCGCAUCUCAUUAAUUCAGUUGAGUUUUAAGCAUGUGUGUGUGUUUAUAGUGUCAGCAUUAGCAGGGUCAGAGGGUCUUGAGUAUUUACAUUUUUUGUUUUGAUAGCCUAGUGGUAUCUUAAUAGUUUAGACAAUGAUUUUUCUUGAAGACAGUGAAAUGGAAGUAAUUUAACCAGGACAGUAACCACAAUCCAGACUCCUCCAGCACAAUGUUAUCUACUCAUGACAGCCAGCAACCACAAUCACAAAAUGCCACUUAUGUUUUUAUAAAAAUGUAUCAUCUUUGUCUAAAUACUGUCUCAAAUUCCUCACUACACUGCAAGGUACAAAUGGUUACAAACCAUGUAGACAAAAUACCUCCUCAUAGUAUAACAGUAUUCAGAUCCCAUCUCUGCAGGGGUUAGGGGUUCAUAUUUUUUCUUUAUUUUGUGAAUCAUCUGUGUGUGAUUGUGGUUGAGAAUCGCUUUUAUUUUUAUUAAACUACAUUUUGUUCAAAAAAGAAUUAUAUAAGAUAAGAGUCCUUAAUUGAAAAUCAUAUUUAAAUGAAAUCCUCUUCAUGAUAUUAAGGCCAAAUUCAAAUCUGAAAAGCAUUAGAGGAAAUCAUGAUAGAUACUGAUCACAGCUCUGAGUGAGUUAUGACAACUUACUGAGACAUUUUGUGCACACUUAAGAAUCAUGAACUGUCUAAGUCAGUCUCCUGGAACGUGACAUUAUGUGUAGUUAAGCGUGACCAGUAGAUGGCAGCAAACACUGCAUGUUGAGGUCCGCCCAGGUUUCACAGUAAAGUCACUCCUGAUGUGCUGCAGCAAACCGUAUCUGACCUUCUCAAAAGUGUUAGUGGUUCUCAGCCAUGAGGCAGAAGCUUUCAGUUGUAACUCUUGGUAUUUUUAACCCAUCCCUUGAUCUUGUGGCAUUAAUCUAAACCAAGCAUCUGUGAUUAAUCGCUGUGAAAACAUAAUUGACGCUUUCACAGCCUCACCAUUCAAUAUAACCUCUUCACUUCCUAAAUAUAACAGAAUGAAAGCAAACUUUACCAGAUAACUUGGUGAAGAAAAGAAUGUGAACAAAUAAGAGGUUGUGCCGGGGAAUAAAUUCCAGGCAUUACAGCCCUCUUUUAUUCAUCCAAUUCCUCAGCAACGUCUGUAUCUUUUGACUGAAGGUGGAUUUAAUAAAGAACCUAACAGAUUAUGCUUUUGAUGGUUUUCACAAAGCUUCUCCCAUUUCUCACUAUGAUUUAGAUUCACAUCACAGGCUUGCUAGUUUAUAUAGAAGCUGGACUGCAGUAUGUGUGAUUAAAAACUGCGCUUGAAACCUAAUCAAGUUCUCUGACAGUGUCUCUCAGACUGGAUAAUGUGUAUUUGGUGAUCAUGUAUUGGCACUUAUUACUGCGACUAUAGCUGGGGUGAAGUGAGGAUGCUUCAUAGAGAAAAACAUGGGAGGAGAAAUUGGACUCCCUCCCACUGAGGGUGUGUUUUCACUUCCUGCCAACGUACUUGUGUGUGUGCGUGUGCGUGUGUGUGUGUGCGCGUGCGCGCUCAUGCUGGUACCAGUUCACGGGCGAGGCAGGAAGGAUUAGACAAAUAAAGGAGGGUCAUAUAAUCUGGAGUCUGGUCAUGCCCAGUCAGGAAAUGAUUCACAUCAUUUUAUUUGAUGCACAACAUCUACAUUUGCAUUUGUUCCACUUUUAUUGAGCAAAAUUGUCACAUUUCUGACAGUAAAGAAAGACCUUCCAAAGCAGUGAAGAGUACUUUUUAAAAAAUGUGUUUUAGUACAAUCCUCAGUCUGAUUUGAACACAUUUGAUUUUAGGGCAGGGAGUGUGUAGCUGAAGGAGUGUGAGCCUCCUGUGAAUCAGAGCAGCAUGUUUUUCAUUAAAUAUGAAACACGACAUAAAAACCUGAAAAAGAUGUAAGAGGUUCAGACGGAGGAAGGCGAAGGGCAGGAGGGAGAUGUGUUGGAGCAAUCUGAGGUCUGUAAGAGUUAAAGGAGGUUUAGGGAGGAACAGGGAGUGGCAGGGUGAGGUGUUAAACUGAGGAUCUCAAUUCUCAUUCUUCUCCUGCAUGUUGGAACUCAUUCCUGAUCUCUCCUCCUACUCUGCAGUUCAUCUGCGAACGUUUGCCUGUUUGUUCAGGAUCCCUUUUGCUUUGAAAACUCAAAAUAGCAGACUAUUUCAAAAAUGUGACGGGCUCCUAUUGCUCAACAUUAAAACUUUGUUGGGUUUUUUUUCUUGCAAGAAUGUAUUUUAGUUCUUCCUGAGUGUAGAUCUCAAACUCUCUUCCAGUGAAAUUUGAACAAGCCCAUGGAAAAACCUGCUUCCUUUUUCCUGCACCCAAAUGUGAAAAUUUCUGAAAUGCUUAAUGUGCUGAUAAUGCAAGAUAUUUUUUUAAAUUAAUAGGAUUCUGCAAUUAAUAAUCUGUCCAUGUAGGUCAAAACUUUUUCCCCCCAUAAUAUCUCUAAGCAUGAACAAAACUAUUGAGUAAACCAUCUCAUAGUUUGUCAAAUUAACAGCUCUAAAAUUGAAAGAUUUGCUGUCUAAAUGCCAGUGGGCUGAAUGUACUGGCAGCUCGUUUGCCUUGUAGUUUGUUUUAGAUAUGUAUUUUUGCUGUUGUUUGUUUUUGUAAUUAGCGUAUAUAUAGUGUGUCCAAAAACUUUUUUUUUUUUUUUUGGCGUUUAAUUAGCGUAUCUGUCAAAAAAGAGGAUUUUUCCUAUUAUUGACUGGUAAAUCUAUAAUAUAAAAAGUUACUUGGAGGUAUAUCUGUUAUUAAAUUAUAAACAAGGAAAGCAAGCCAGGGCUGUUCAUUCCCCCACAUGACAUUGUCAGAAAUGCAGCAUAUUUUUGUAGAAAUGCAGCAUUUUUUUUUAUUAGUUAUUGAUGAUCAGAAUCACAGCAACAUAGAAUGUGGCCAUUUAAUAUAGAUGUACCCACAAACAAAAUGACAUUGCGCUGAGCACAGGUGUGUGUUAUGCAUGUGUACGUUAUGUACUGAUACCGAAUCACGUGACCUAAAUAUGUAGCAGGCGGUGGGAAUUGAUGGGACUCGGAAACACCUCCACAAUUUAAUCAGUUGUUCCCUCUAUGAUUUAUUAUGGACAAGUCCAAAUAAGUCUGCAGCGGUCGAUUUGUAGCAGGAUUGCAAUCAUGUGAUCGUCAGCAGGCAGCUGAUGUAGUGUUCACUUGUUGUCAUAGUUACAGUGACACCGUGCCGCUAUCUGGCAAUGAUACAGAAAUCUUGAACAAAUCCAUGGAUCCAGACUAUAAGCUGCAUCACUGCCAAAAUGUAAUCACUUGGUCCUUGUGUCAUUUCUGAUCUUCUCUGAAAAUUCCAUCCAAAUCUGUUUUUGAGUAAUGUGUGCACAGACAGCCAAAAAUACGCUGAUGAUCGCUUAACUCCACCAUGUUCCUAUGUGAAAUUUUCUGUUAAUUGAUGGUUCACUGACUGUAAUUAAAUUAUUUUUUUAAAAGGCAGUUUUUGCCAAUAUUAUACCUACAACAAUAAAAAAAACAAAGGUUUUUUGUAUCUAAAUAUGUACCUACCAUGAUACUAACUUAUUUAUUAAAAUGAUCUGUGAAAGAAUUUUUUUUAAUAAAGUAACAUAUAUGACAUAACAACACACAACACAAUGCUUUUUUCAAAUUCAAGUAUUUGACAGUAAGUCGUGCAACUCUCUCUGAAGGCCAUGUUUUUCAUUAAUUGUCAUUAAAUUUCUGUUUGGACCUUCGACAUUAAGUGUUGAACUCCAAUUCUGGCUUAACGUUACUGUAUUUUCCCUCAAAUAAAUGCAGUUUUCAAGACAUGAAACAUUAUGUGUAAUUACAAUUACAUUUACCAAUUAUGACUAGCAAACUUUUACCAACACACUUAUGCUGAAGUUACAGUGACAUAUGAUGCAUUGGUUAUACAGCCCACCACAUGUGUUGACAUAUUUACUGUCUGCUAUGUUAAGUUCUGUUUAAAUGCUGUUAAAGUAGAUUAUUGUGUCGUGUUUCUCAGACGUUCCCACAUUCCAGGUGUGCAAACCUACAAAACUGUUUGUGUGUGAGAGUCACACUGUGAUAUUUCACACGUACCUGGAACAUUUCUGAGAGGAGAACCGCAAAAAUUCUUGGUUUCCUUGGCGAUCCGUUAAGUUAUGGUCUUAACACAGUGAUGGAUCAUUUUUAAACUUGUGGAGACAGAUCGCCACACACACACACACACACACACACACACACACACACACACACACACACACACACACACACACACACAUGUACGGAGUCUUUCUGAGUAACAGUCUCUGUAAGGACUUAGUCAAAGCACCUGAAGGCCAAACAGAAACAGCUGAGUUGAAAUUGAACAUUCAAGUUAACAGGACAUGUAGAUACAGGAGGAUGUUGAGUGAGUAAACCUUUACAGAGGCAGGGUUUCUUCAUGUACUUUCAAAAUUACUGCCCUCUACACACCAUUUCUUAUUGCUGGGAAUCAUUACCCAAACCAAGAUUGAAUGAAAUAACUUUGUAAAGUUCCAGCUUGAGUGGGUGUUUAUUACCAGGUCUCCAGCUAUGUAUUCAGGCUUUAAUUGGACAUCCUUGUUUUCUGCAUUUAGCCUAAUUUCCUUUAUUUGUUCAAAAUUUUGUUAAAUUUUUGUCUCUUUAAUUUGUUGUUUCAUUUUUCAGCCUUUUUUUUUUUUGAUUUGCUGAACAAUAAUUGUAACAGAUGUCAAGCCAGCUGUACUAAAAACAGUGUUACCAUCAGUAUGCCCACAUCUUGAAAUGACAAAUGAAAUGAGAACAUUCACCAGCGUGUGUAGGCAGGCUAACAUGAGCUUUUCGGUUCUGUCGUAAUCACAAAGUACAUGUCUGUCUGAUGGGAAUGUUUCUCAGGUAUUUAGUCAUUUUAAAAACAUGAUCAAAUUAAAACUUUGGUGCUGCUAUAUGAGAAGAAAAAUGUUAAACGUUAUCACAGUUCCUUUAUAAAGGCAACAUAUACCCUG